CAAAGAGAAUUUUCACAAUUAAUGCUCUAAUUGGAUGCUUUGCAUAAAGCGACGUAGGCAGCCACCUAUCGGAAUAUAGAAACGGGAUACCGCCUUGUUCGAUUGGGUCGGCGCUAAAUUUGAAUCGAAUGUCAGCGUUUCUUCCUGUCCGGUCCUCCGUGGAUGGAGGGAACCGAGGCCCUUCCUCGAUGGCGAUGCGAGACGGCGGUGGAAUAUGGGGCAAGGAGGAACGGGACAGGCGCCAUCGACCCUCGCGCCGGAAAGAGGAGCGAGACGAGCGACGCCGCUGCAAACGCCGCGACUCUGGAGGCGGCUCGAGUUACUUGGACAGGCUCCUGGAUAGAAGCCGCCGUCGCUUCGCCUUGUCCAUGUCCAGCAUCGUGGAGAAGUAUAACUUUCCUUUUGAAGACGAUAAACUUAUCUCUAUCAAGUCACUGAUGUAUGAUACACCUGAUGGUCCAAAAACUUGGGGUGAAGAGUCUGAAGAAGAAAGCAUGAAUAGCACGCAUGAGUCACCUGAGAGAAAAGAGUCAAUGAAUUCAUAUGAAGAGAGUCCAUCUGGUACAGAUUACAAGAACAAUUCUGAGAUGUUAUCCAUUAAAAGAUAUUUGGAAAAUAUGCACCUCAAGAAGAAUAUUCAUCCUGAAUGCUGUUCUGGAGCAGAAAUGGACUUGCUAGUGAAUGAUGACGCCUAUACUGUGUCAGAAUCACCUAUGAUUGGAAGAACAGAAUCAAAGAAUAUUCAUGAAGAAUCUUCUUUUCAUGAGCUGACGAAUGAACCCUUAUAUGGUCAGCAUGCUGUGGUCCCAAGAAAGCAAGGACAAAAUGGACAUUCCGAAUCUACGUCUCUCCAGUUAGGCAGCUGUAUUACUAACGGGUCACCAGAUGAAAUGACUGCAUUUGGACAUCUGUCCCUUGGGGAGAAUGGAAAAACGGACUAUAGUAGCUUUUUGGAAACUUAUGAGUCAGCAGAUCAGCAUUGUUCUUGGAAUAAUAUUACAAUAGCCGACUUGUAUCCAGAAAUGGUUAAGACAUUUAGCAGACUUAUGAAUAAAAUUCCCCAUAAAACUUCUUUCCGUUCACAGAGCAAACGGUAUGAAUAUGGAUAUUGGCAACCGAAGAAAACCAAGUUUAACGCAGCUACUGAAAGAGUGAGGAAAUCUGGGCCAUUAAAACACAAUUCUGUCCUAGCAAUUAGAAAAGAAAAUGAAAAGUGUAAAUUGCCUAUGGAGAAUAGUGGAAGUAGUAGACUUUUGGGAUAUGGCAACAGUCAAAAGCAGCAUACAUUUCUCACUGAAUCUAGAGUGACAUCUCCUGCAUACCAUAAAGCAGAUAAAAUAGAGAUGGACUCUUCUGAUAUUGAAGAUUAUUCCUCUGUUGAGAGAGUUGGACAGAAUGGUAUUGGGGCUAUCAUUUUUCCUAACAAUUUUUCUAAAACAAAAAUAUUUAAUCUUGAAAGUUCAUCUUGGAUACCUUCAUCUUCAGACUAUGCAAGAAAGAGUCAGCCUUUUGAAGAGCUUUCUACCGGUUGCCCGAAUGAUUCUGGAGCAACAUUUGAUCUGACAGAAAGAGAUGAGAGCGGGGUAGGAAGGAUCAUGCAAGUCAAAGCUCCAUCAUAUUUAAACUUCUAUGUGAAUAGUAACAUGAAUCCAUAUUUGCAAGCAGACAAAUCUUCUCCAGUGAAAUCCCCAUGUAGGCUAUUCAAAAAUCAUGAGAUUAAAUUUUUCCCUACAGCUAGUUCACUGCGGCGAAGUCGGUCUUUUUCACAGUUUCUCGUUAACCAUAAUCGUAUCAAAGUUCAGCAGAAAUCUGAAGAUGCCUUUGAAAAGAUGUACAAAGAACUGUGUUGCCCACAGUUUCAGAAAUCAUUUAAGUUGUCAAACGUGUGCCCGAGCCCAACACAGUCUGGUAACAAGCUUUUGAAACCGGACUGGAUGCGGUUUCAUCAGAAAGAAAGCCAGUCUGGAAAUAUGCAUGUGAAGUCACAUUCAGAAGGAUUUCCAAAUAUCCCUACAUUUCUAAGAGCUGCAAGAUUAAAGAAAUAUGAAGGUGUGCAAGUGUCUCACACUGUAAAUGCCCUAGUCAAUUCUCCUGUUAGAACUCUACCUUCAGUUGCCAGAACUAAAAGAACAGCAAAUUUCUCUAGUGAAGAUUUUCUGUCAUCACCUGUAAAAAGACUAAAAAAUAUAUCCGAAAGCUUUGCUUCUAGAGUACACCAGAAACCACCAGACUGGGGGAAUAUUAACCUUGAUAAAUCUGGUAUGACUCACACACUGCACUCUCCUAACUCAAGCAAUUGGUCUUCAAAAAAACUGGAUUCUGGAUUCUGUGUUUCUUUAAAUCGCACCUUUCUGGUCGGGCCAAGCACUUACAUACGUGAAUCUGGAAGUGGAGAUAACUAUGAAUACAUUCCCAAGUUGUUGCAUAAUUGUGAUUCUCUCAAAAGAAUGCAGAACUGUUCAAGAGGGGUUUCCAAAAAGCUCAACUAUAUUGAAGAGACAGCGAGAGAAACUUAUGUGGAAGAACAUGCAUGCAAAGAUUACCUAGAAUCAUUUUCAGAAGGAAGUGGAGAUGAAAUGUCAUGAUGUUCCACCAGAGUGCGGUACUGGAGAGAGAUACUGGAGUUAUUCCCUCCCAUUUGGGAACACAAUUCUGGAACUCAGUUUGUUUCUACAAACCAAAGAGACUGUUUUCUUGAAGAUAGAUCAUGUCUGAGGAGUGUUGCCUAUAGGAAACAAUUGUCAUUUUUGAGGAAUUUGUUUCUGACUGCCUGAUUGUCCGAUCAAAAUUUAUUCUUAAAGCACAUUUAACAUGUUGUUUAUUGUAUAUACUACCCUGUGAGCUUCUGCUUUGGGAAGAAGCAUUAUCAGUUGUUGCAAAUAAAUGAUAUAAAUAAACCUAAAUCACUUAGGAAAAUUAGUCUUAAUGUCAUAAAUGCACAUGUCUAGUGCUUGACACUUUUAUAUCUUGUUGUGUAAUAAACCUUCAUAUAUGGCUGUGUUCUGGAAGCUACUCAAUUAUUAGAAAAAAUUGACCAGAUGAUGAGUAAUGUUUGUCAAUAAGUAAAAAUCGGAAGUUUGCCUAUUUGGUUGUGUAUACUCAUUAACCAGACUAACAAACUCAACACAUCUGUCCACGAGGGGAAAAAGUCAGGUAAAAUCAGAAGAUAAUGCAAAAUUAUUCUAGAGGUUUAAGUCCAACUGUUUAGGGAUGGAAGAAUCUCAAACAGGGCGAUGGGAAAACAAUAGAUACAAUUCAGUUGGAAAGGCAAAGCAAUACAAUUAAAAAAUCUAGCUAUGUUCCUUAUAAUGGAAAUGGCAUCCCUUGAUAUAACUGUGAAUUCUAAACUUUUCCAAAUUUCUAGCAAGAUUAAUAUAUCAAGAAAAACCUAAAAGUCACAGCCAAAAGUGGAACAGUCUCCAGCGUCAGUGGAUGAGAUAUUAUAUUACCCGGUUCAGAAAUAAAGGGGAAAACUGUUACUAGAGCUUACUAAAUAGAAUUUGCAAGGUGUCAGCAUUUUCCAGGAGACAUGGCAAAACUCUGCACAGGCCUUUACUUUGGCUUUAAAGAACUGUAUUUUAAAAAAACCACACACACACACACACACACGGUUUUUAAUAUUGGGUAAUAUCUAAUGUCAGACUUCAAAUUAUGAAAUGGUAUUUACUUAGAAAGCUUCUAGAAGCAGUUCAAAUAGUGCCAAAAAUGUUGAGACCACUCUGGUUAAGGGACUAAGGGCCCAAUCCAGAUGGUAGGGGGCGAAACAGCUUGGGGAAGCAGUAUGGGUCUGCGCAGGCAUAUUUGCCCACCCUGCUGGUUUAGGUAGCAAGUACGCUGGCAGAGCAUGGAUGCUGGUGGGCGGGCACUGCACAGUUCCUCACUGCCCAAAUCUGGAAUACUCUGCCAUUUGGAAGUUAUGCCAAUGUGGCAGAACAUGCCGGUGCAGUGGUGUCCAUUCCUUGGGGCAGAGCCAACUUUAGUCGGCUUAUACUGGGCCUCCUCUGUGGCUGCAGACUUACACCACCAGAAAGAGUGUAAGCCUGUUUAACCCAUGGGGCUAUUCGGGUGGCAGGAGGGUUUUUCAAUUUACUUCCUUCAGUUUGGAGGCGGUGCAGCACUGUCUUUGCCACACCGUCUUUUCAUGGAGCCCUGCCCCCUACUGGACUGGACUAACAAUAUUCUAUUUCCUAUUGACUUUUAACCAAGCAAAUUAAUCUUCAUGUUAUCAAUGCUAAUAAGUAUGAGAACUAACAAUUUUAUAAAAUGCAUGUGUUUCUCAUUUUUAAUGCCAUGUUGAUUCUGGGGUUUCUGUAAUCCAUUGUUCAUCAAUAUGACACAAGAUGAAGACUGGCAUUGGUUUUCAGUUGAACAUUGUCAGCUUUUGCUUGCCUCAGGUAUUUAUUGUGAGAAAGUGAGUUUGGAUUUGCCCGUUGAAAGGUUUGUUAAAUAUGUUUCAAGCUUCCCUGUUUGUUAAUAGGUGAACGUAUUUUGGAUAUGAACUGGGAGAGACAGCAAUAGGGAUUUUCUGAAACUGGCUUCAGGAAAUACAGCUGGGACAUAUGGAAAGUCUGUCUGAAAGUCUUAUUUGUAAACACCACUGGUCUUGUUCUUUAAAAAGUGCUUUAAACUUUGUAGACUCUG
Sphaerodactylus townsendi is the source of this 4641-nucleotide messenger RNA. RefSeq names its product Holliday junction recognition protein (gene HJURP). Bases 129 to 2585 code for a protein of 818 amino acids. The transcript has 11 exons. Gene Ontology annotation, biological process: CENP-A containing chromatin assembly. The record is from RefSeq and is a predicted model, not a curated record. Lineage: Eukaryota; Metazoa; Chordata; Lepidosauria; Squamata; Sphaerodactylidae. Gene Ontology annotation, molecular function: histone binding. Gene Ontology annotation, cellular component: chromosome, centromeric region.